UGCAUUCCCAUUUUUCUUCAAUUCAAUGGGGACAUGUUCUGUGGCCUGGCGCAAAUUCCUCCUGAGCUGAGUGUCGACAAUGCAUCCUCUCAGGAUUCUGUGCCCAGUUCAAAACUUUUCGGCCCUCUUCGAAUAGAUUUCGCCUCCUCCUCAUACAUUCGCAAAGCGAUUCCUCCCCGCUGCACAAACCUCAGUGACAUUCGCCAAAUAUUUACCGAGAAAUUGGUAAGCACGACGUACUAUUUUUCCAGUUAG
This is a messenger RNA of Protopolystoma xenopodis, 255 nucleotides long. NCBI's taxonomy places the organism in Eukaryota, Metazoa, Platyhelminthes, Monogenea, Polystomatidea, Polystomatidae. The record is from the annotation of a GenBank genome assembly.